Thelazia callipaeda (thelaziosis nematode) is the source of this 448-nucleotide messenger RNA. NCBI's taxonomy places the organism in Eukaryota, Metazoa, Nematoda, Chromadorea, Rhabditida, Thelaziidae. The record is from the annotation of a GenBank genome assembly.
UCAGAAGUUUAACAAAUAUUAUACUUCUGAUAGCAAAAAUUUUUUACAGAGAAGACGACCGAAAAAGACAUGGAAGCAGGAGACAGAUGUAUACACUGGUUUGGAGAAAGUAUUAUUAUUUUUUUUGUUUGCAUCUGAUCGUGAGUUACCUCCAUCGAAUUCGUUAAGCGAUGGAAAAAUAAGAAAUUUAAGAUCAGACGAAUCUGACAAUCCAUAUCGACAUCUUUAUCGCACUGGACCAUAUGUAUCUUCAAGUGAAUUUGCUGCGCAGCCACUACCUGGAGGGCCAUUGCCAGUUCCAAGUAUUGUAUUCGAAAUCGAGCAAGAGCCAACGAGAACAUGGUACUAUUGCCGUUGGACAGUUUACUGGAUUUUAUGGUUAAUAACACUUAUUCUGGUCUAUUUCCUCAUUUUUCGUUCAUAUUACUGUCCACUAUUGGUUGAAUAA